AUGGUGAAGUUCCCCCGACAUAUUUAUACAAUUAACAACCAGGUUAUAAUCCAGGAAGAAGAACCAACUAUAAAUCAGGUUCGACCACCCAGACAAGCGUCUGACAAAAGGGUCAUGGGGGCAAGAUUAGAACAACAUCCAGUUCGACAGGAAGUCCCUGAAGAACAACCUAGGAGAAUAAUGAUGGUUAAUAGAAACCAGGAUGCAGACGAAGUAAUUCAUAGGGUUAGGCAAGAAAACAUGAUGGAAAAUAACUUAACUACUAUGAUAGAGAGAAUCAUGGCCCAGAAUGGUCUUAAUAUCGGACUUCGACGGCCAAAUUAUACCUCUCCUUUAUCAGAAUACGUCCUACAAACUGAAUUACCAAGGGGUUGUAAAAUCCCUAAGUUCACCAAAUUCUCAGGGGACACUAGUGAGUCCACUAUAAAACACAUAGCCAGAUACAUGACUGAGGCAGGGGAUUUGGCAAACAGUGAGAACUUAAGAAUGAAAUAUUUCCCCAGUUCUUUAAUGAAGAAUACCUUCACGUGGUUUACGACUUUGCCACCAAAUUCCAUAGAUACUUGGCCUCAUUUGGAGAGAUUAUUUCAUGAACAAUUCUACAUGGGCCAAACUAAGAUAAGUCUUAAGGAAUUAGCCAGUAUUAAAAGAAAAUUCACUGAACUUAUAGAUGAUUAUCUGAAUAGGUUCCGUUUGUUGAAAUCUAGAUGCUUUACAGUAGUGCCUGAACAUGAAUUGGUCGAAAUGGCCGUUGGAGGGUUAGACUAUUCCAUUAGGAAAAAGUUAGAUACCCAGUAUCUAAGAGAUAUGGUCCAAUUAGCAGACAGGGUUCGACAGGUCGAACGUUUAAAAGCUGAAAAGGCCAGAGCAAAUAAGAAUUAUAAGAAAGAAAGGGUUGUUUAUGUCGAAUUCGAAGAUGGGGAGUCUGAAAUCUCUAAUGACCCUUAUGGUCUCGAGGAAUUCGAAGUAGAUUUGGCUGAAUUAAAAGAAGCACCACCUUAUGCUUGUAGAUUACUUACACCUUCGAAUGGCAGGAACCCUGUCGAAACUAAAAAGAACGAUAGAUUUCCUAAAAAGACUUACACAUUUGAUGUUACCAAAUGUGAUGAAAUCUUCGAUUUAUUGAAUGCAAUUAAGGAUGGCCGCCUCAAGUUCGCUGACAAGGGAAAAAACCAGAUGAAGGUUGACGCUGACCCCCUCAACAUUGCUGACACAAAUUAUGCUGAACCUGUCGAAAUCAACAUGAUUGACAUGGUGGAAGUGGAAGCUGUGAAGGAAACAGGAACUGAAGGCUAUAUGUUAGAUGGAAAGCAGGCUACUGAUGGCCUAAAUAAUGAUGUUCCCUUUGGAAUUUUUGUCAAAGGUGAACAAGUUGCUAAUGUCGAACCAAAGGCCACUGAAGGUCUUAAUGGGAAGGCAACUGAGGCUACUGAGGGCCUAAAGAAGAAAUUUGAGGAAAUUUCAAUCGCUGAUGGCGCCAAUCUAGGUGUUAACAUGGUGGAUCUGAACGAACCCCCCCCCCCCCCAUAA
Molecule: messenger RNA, 1530 nt
Organism: Lathyrus oleraceus (garden pea)
Lineage: Eukaryota; Viridiplantae; Streptophyta; Magnoliopsida; Fabales; Fabaceae
Exons: 2
Coding region: 1-1530 (509 amino acids)
Source: RefSeq, a predicted model, not a curated record